Messenger RNA from Clavispora lusitaniae ATCC 42720, 1437 nucleotides. RefSeq names its product translocon subunit (gene SEC61). Gene Ontology annotation, molecular function: transmembrane protein transporter activity; ribosome binding; signal sequence receptor activity. Gene Ontology annotation, cellular component: membrane; Sec61 translocon complex. The record is from RefSeq and is a predicted model, not a curated record. Gene Ontology annotation, biological process: post-translational protein targeting to membrane, translocation; SRP-dependent cotranslational protein targeting to membrane, translocation. NCBI's taxonomy places the organism in Eukaryota, Fungi, Ascomycota, Pichiomycetes, Serinales, Metschnikowiaceae.
AUGAGUUUCCGUGUGUUGGACCUUGUCAAACCUUUCGAGCCUUUGGUGCCCGAAGUCAUUGCUCCAGAGCGCAAGGUGCCUUUCAACCAGCGUGUGAUGUGGACCGGUGUUACGUUAUUGAUUUUCCUCGUGAUGUCCGAAAUUCCUCUUUAUGGUAUCGUGUCCUCUGAUGGGUCUGAUCCUUUGCUUUGGCUUAGAAUGAUGUUGGCCUCCAACCGUGGUACCUUGAUGGAGCUUGGUAUCACCCCGAUCGUCUCGUCCUCGAUGGUUUUCCAGUUGUUGCAAGGUACUAGAUUGAUCCACGUUGACAUGUCGAACAAACAAGACAGAGAACAAUUCCAGACCGCCCAAAAAUUGUUUGCGAUUAUUUUGUCCGUCGGACAGGCCACCGUCUAUGUUUUAACCGGUAUGUACGGUCCUCCUAAGACCUUGGGCACUGGUGUGUGCUUGUUGUUGAUUUUGCAAUUGGUUUUCGCCGGUAUUAUUGUCAUUUUGUUGGACGAAUUGUUGCAAAAGGGCUAUGGUCUCGGCUCAGGUAUUUCCUUGUUCACUGCCACUAAUGUUUGUGAACAGGUGAUGUGGAAGGCUUUUGCGCCAACUACUUCGACCUCUGGAAAGGGAGCAGAGUUUGAUGGUGCAGUCAUCGCCUUGUUCCACUUGCUCGGAUCCAGAAAGGACAAGAAGAGAGCUUUGUUGGAAGCGUUUUACAGACAAAACUUGCCUAACAUGCUUCAAGUGUUCUCCACUGUGGCUGUGUUUUUCGCUGUUGUGUACUUGCAAGGCUUCAGACUCGAAAUCCCUAUCAAGUCUACAAGACAAAGAGGUCCAUAUGCGUUGUACCCAAUCAGAUUGUUCUACACAUCUAACACACCUAUCAUGUUGCAGUCUGCCUUGUCCUCUAACAUCUUCAUCAUCUCGCAGAUGCUCUUCAUGAGAUGGCCAAACAACCUUUUUGUCAAGAUCUUGGGCUCCUGGGGACAAAGACAAGGCACUGGCCAAUUACAAGCUGUUAGCGGUUUGGCUUACUACAUCCAGCCACCAAUGUCUGUGACUGAAGCUAUGUUGGACCCAAUCAAGACUGUCAUCUACAUCACAUUUGUGUUAGGCUCCUGCGCUAUUUUCUCAACCACCUGGAUUGAAAUCUCGGGAACUUCUCCUAGAGAUGUGGCCAAGCAGUUCAAGGAACAGGGCUUGGUGAUUGCCGGCCACAGAGAUACUAGUGCUUACAGAGAAUUGAAAAAGAUUAUUCCUACUGCUGCCGCAUUUGGCGGUGCUGCCAUUGGUGCGUUAUCUGUUGUUAGUGAUAUGAUGGGCUGUUUGGGAAGCGGUACAUCGAUCUUGUUGAGUGUCACUACUAUUUAUGGCUACUACGAGUUGGCCGUCAAGGAAGGAGGCUUCUCCAAGUCUGUUGUUGGGGGUUUCACUGACGGUAUCUAA